AUGGUCUCCAAGCGGGUCACGUUCGAGGCAACGACAAACAUAGCCGCUGAGCCAUCUCACGGGUUGCUCACAGCGUGCAUUUCCCUGUGCAGCCGCGAUGCCGCGUGGGGCCAAGGACGCCUCCGUUCAAUUCAGAAGCAUCCCAAUGGAGCACAUUCUAAAGUUCUCGUAAACUUGCUUCUGAACGUUGUUUUCCUGACUACUGAACAAGCGAAGCCGUCGGGAGGUCCGACGUCCCUCCUUUCUUUCGAGCUGACCGUCGUCAACAUGGGCGAACACGACGCUAGUUUGGGGACGCUCUUCAUUGGCAUCGUAUUCAACACUUGGCUGUUUGGGCUGGUUACAUACCAGUUCUGCUCUUACUGGUCGAGUAACAUGAAAGAUACACGAGUUUUCAGUAUUUUGCUGGUCACAGUGUUUAUCACGGAUGCAGCUGCGAGCGCUAUGAUGAUAUAUGUGGCCUGGUUUCUUCUCAUCGAGGGGUAUAAUCAACCCAUCACCGAAUCGAUUUACGCGAAGUUCUGGCCUCUUCAUAUCAAUCCCAUGUCGAUAGGGUGGUCGGCUUUCGUGACGCAGAUGUAUCUUAUCCGACGGUUUCAUCGACUAGCUUCGAAGAGACUUCUGGCUAUCGCGCUCGCCGUUUUGGCAACGUCUUGUCUUGGUCUCUCAAUCGGGUUUACAGUCCGAUCGUUCACAACACAGCUGCACCUGCAGCAGUCGCAGGUUCCAUCAAUCGCGCCACAGGCAACAUCGUGGCUCAUCUUAACAUGUAUCACGGAUUGCUUCGUCACAGGCUUUCUCGGUGUAGCACUCUUGAGGCUUCGCACUGGAAUCGAGAGAACCGACCAUAUCAUAUAUCGGACCUUGAGAGGUGCAGUCCAGACAGGAGUUUUUGCUGGAAUCUUCACUUUGGGAUCUACAAUCUUCACGUUCGUUUGGCCUACUUCAUUUAUGGAGCUAACUUUUGCGAUUCCUGCGGGAAACGUGUACACCAUCACUCUCUUUUAUUCGGUUCUCCUGAGGAGAGAGUCAGUUGAACAUCGCGCUGGUGAUGGCCGUGGCAUGGAAUUACCUACGUCUCGCGCAAUGCAGCUUACGUCUGUAAUCAGUAUUGAUCAGGGCGCGGUCUUCAAGCAAUCCACGGUAGUAAGAGAGAAUACGACGAUACCAAAUGCUUGAGAGUGAUCUGCUUUUUUCGCCACUGCUGCUGAUCUGGGUUAUGAUCAGCGCUUGCGGAUGUUAUUAUAAAACAAGAUUCUACUUAUACGCCCG
Molecule: messenger RNA, 1272 nt
Organism: Coniophora puteana RWD-64-598 SS2
Lineage: Eukaryota; Fungi; Basidiomycota; Agaricomycetes; Boletales; Coniophoraceae
Exons: 13
Coding region: 1-1179 (392 amino acids)
Source: RefSeq, a predicted model, not a curated record